Molecule: messenger RNA, 543 nt
Organism: Doryrhamphus excisus (bluestripe pipefish)
Lineage: Eukaryota; Metazoa; Chordata; Actinopteri; Syngnathiformes; Syngnathidae
Gene: ifnphi4
Product: interferon phi 4
Biological process (GO): defense response; response to exogenous dsRNA
Cellular component (GO): extracellular region
Molecular function (GO): cytokine receptor binding
Source: RefSeq, a predicted model, not a curated record
CCUGAUGAGUGCUGCUCCUGCUGCUGCCUCAGGAUGCUGGUGGAUGGACAACAGAUUCAACACCUACCAUGAAGAAUCGCUGGAGCUCUUGGACCAAAUGGCUGCUAAUGCUACGGUGGAUAUGGAGAAUCCGGUGGCUUUCCCCAGACAUGUGUACGAGAGAGCGGCCAAAGCGUCAGCUGAGGACCGCCUGGCGUUGGUGGUGCAGGUCCUGCAGGAGGUGGAGGACCUGUUUGACCAGAAAAACACGUCGUCUUCUUUGUGGGACGAAAGGACGCUGGACAACUUUCUCAACAUCGUCCACGAGGAGAAAAACAAUCUGCAGUCCUGCAUGGACAGAAUGCAGCAGAAGAGCAGGACCAGCAAAGCCAAGAACCGCAAGCUGGGCUCGUAUUUCAAGAGACUUUCUCGCUGCCUUCGGGACGGAAAGCAGGACAGCACGGAGGCCUGGGAGAUGAUCAGGAAGGAAGUUCGAAUGCAUCUUUUCCAAGCCAGCCAGCUCAUCCCAUCCAAGACAUUCAAGUGACAAGGAUGCUAUCAUGC